Molecule: messenger RNA, 3390 nt
Organism: Xenopus laevis (African clawed frog)
Lineage: Eukaryota; Metazoa; Chordata; Amphibia; Anura; Pipidae
Gene: pgm5.L
Product: phosphoglucomutase-like protein 5
Exons: 11
Coding region: 387-2087 (566 amino acids)
Source: RefSeq, a predicted model, not a curated record
GCUGCACUGCUUACAGUGAGGUACACAAGCACAUCACAGAGGGAGCUGCACUUUUGGAAGGUUCCCUAUUCCAGUAUAAGAGGAGAGGAGAAAAAUAUAUCAUUAUUUGCGUGUGAGAAGGGAGAAGUGACAUCUAUAAAGUGGACCAGUAUCAUAAUAGAGCUCUGCUGCCAGUUCUACAGUUCCAAUGCUUUGUGAUACACUGACAAGAGAAGGAAGCACUUGAUAGAUUUAAAGACUAAGGUUUCCAGUUCACAGCCAGGGAGGAGCCUUUUCCCCUACUCUUCUAGGAUUGCUGUCUUGCUGUCACUCUGUUGAUUUUUUUUGCAAAACAUUUACAGGAGUGGAUCUGAGAGCACACUAGAGUUGAAUAGGAACCACUGGACAUGGAGAUAAACCCCAUUCCUGUACUUACAAUCCAGACUGUUCCCUAUGAGGAUCAGAAACCAGGUAGCAAUGGCUUUAGGAAAUCUACAACGAUGUUUGAGAGCAAGAAGAACUAUCUGCAGAACUUUAUCCAGAGUGUGCUGUCAUCCAUAGACCUUAGGGAUCGCCAGGGUUGCACCAUGGUGGUGGGAAGUGAUGGAAGGUACUUCAGCAAGACAGCCAUUGAGAUCAUUGUGCAAAUGGCGGCAGCCAAUGGGAUUGGGCGAUUAAUCAUUGGCCAGAAUGGAUUAUUGUCUACACCUGCUGUAUCAUGCAUCAUCAGAAAGAUCAAAGCAAUUGGAGGAAUUAUCCUAACAGCCAGUCACAACCCAGGAGGACCAGGAGGGGAUUUUGGAAUUAAAUUUAAUGUUGCUAAUGGAGGUCCUGCCCCAGAUACUGUUACUGAUAAAAUUUUCCAGAUUAGUAAAACUAUUGAAGAAUAUGCCAUCUGUCCAGACCUCCGCAUUGACCUUUCCAGAGUCGGGAGGCAGGAAUUUGACCUGGAGAAUAAGUUCAAACCAUUUCGAGUUGAAAUAGUGGAUUCGGUGGAUGUGUAUCUCAAUAUGCUCAGAACUCUGUUUGAUAUGAAUGCAAUUAAAAGUUUGCUUACUGGGCCUGACCAACUCAAAAUAAGGAUUGAUGCAAUGAAUGGAGUAAUGGGACCUUAUGUCAGACGGAUCUUAUGUGAUGAAUUAGGAGCACCUGCCAAUUCGGCAAUGAACUGCGUUCCGCUGGAAGACUUUGGUGGGCAGUAUCCUGACCCCAACCUGACAUAUGCAACUGGUCUCCUGGAGGCCAUGAAGGGAGGAGAGCAUGGAUUUGGAGCUGCUUUUGAUGCAGAUGGAGACAGAUACAUGAUUUUAGGAGAAAAUGGAUUCUUUGUGAACCCUUCUGACUCCUUAGCUGUCAUAGCUGCCAACCUAUCUUGCAUUCCUUAUUUCCGUCAAAUGGGUGUUCGUGGUUUCGGACGGAGCAUGCCUACAAGCACUGCCCUGGACAGAGUUGCAAAAGCAAUGAAAGUUCCAGUCUACGAAACUCCAACUGGUUGGAAGUAUUUUGCAAAUUUAAUGGAUUCUGGAAGAUGUUCUCUUUGUGGUGAAGAAAGCUUUGGCACAGGAUCUGAUCAUCUCAGAGAAAAAGAUGGGCUUUGGUCUGUUUUGAUUUGGCUUUCCAUAAUGGCAGCACGAAAGCAGACUAUUGAAGAGAUUGUACAAGAUCACUGGGCAAAGUUUGGGCGCCAUUAUUACUGCAGAUUUGAUUAUGAAGCAUUGGAUCCCAGAACAGCAAUUUUUAUAAUGAAAGAUUUAGAGGCCGCCAUAACAGAGAAGUCUUUCGCUAAUCAAAAGUUUGCUGUCGGGAGUCAUGUGUUCAGUGUGGAAAAAACAGACAGCUUUGAGUAUGUGGACCCUGUGGAUGGAACAGUAUCAAAAAAACAGGGCCUUCGAAUUAUAUUUGCAGACGGAGCAAGGAUAAUCUUCCGAAUCAGUGCCUCGGGUACCAUGGGAACUACCUUAAGGAUCUAUGCAGAAAGCUAUGAGAAGGAUCCCAGCAAUCAUAAUAAAGAGCCACAGACGGUGCUUGGUCCUCUCAUAGCCAUUGCUCUCAAGCUUUCUCAGAUCCAUGAGCGGACAGGGCGGAAGGGACCCACUGUUAUUACCUGAACACACCCUACAGAAAGCAACGAGGGCCAAAGACAAUUGUGUGAAAGAAUGAUGUUCCUGUUGCCUUGCCAGUGUCUUUAAAUAGCUGUAUAUGCUUUACUUGCGUAAUAUGUAAUGUUUUGUACUUACUUACAUGCUAUUAUUGAACUAUCAGCUGGAAAACAUUUCCUGUUCAUUUCACUCUCAGUGCAGUUUACUUCUUUCAUUGCACCUAGCUUUCAUUUCUAGCUAAGUAUUAUAUCAUGAAAAACAUAUGCAAAAUGUUUAUUUUAGCAGUGUUGGAUGAAAUCAGCUAUGAAUUUAAGCAACUGUUGAAGGCACUUCUAGGUCAUUUUGUUUUCAAAAUAUUUCAAUACUCGAUAAUGCAAAAAUGUUUUAGAAAUUAACACAUAAAAGCUAAGGGAUGGGACUUCUUUCAAAAAAACAACUCCCAGCAUACCCCAGGAUGCCCCUGCUGUACAUUGGGAUUUGUAGCUGCAAAACGUUGGAGUGCAGAGGCUUUCCUAUUAGUAAUUUAAAAUGAGAAAUUAACUGGGGCUCUUUUAUUAACACUGGACACAUUUGCAGCUAGGCAGUAAUCUCUAGCAACCACUCAAAUCUCAUUAGUUAGUCAACAACUAGUUGCUAUGGGUUGCUGUCCAAGUGCAAAUUUGUCAAGUCUUAGAAAAUGAGCCACCCUACCACAGUGUAAUCUAACGUAAAAUGAUUUUAAGGAACAGUGCAUUAAUGAGAGGAGAGGAAUGUGCAUGCAGGGUAAACUGUGAUUUAAUCUGAUUGUGGUCAGAUGUGUCUAGAUCCUGGGUCUAUUGGGAAUACGUUGACUGGCUAAGGGUAGAACUCCACGAACAAUUUUGGCGCGAUCCGAAGCACUGCGCAAAAAUGCAGGCAUCAAGUGAGAUGCAACAGAAAUAAGGUAAGCAAUAACAAUGUCGGAUCGUGUCGCAGUGUUUGUCCGACGCAACACAACUGUCGGAUGCAGACGUUGACCGCUGUGUCUGCAUCCGACAGUCAUGUUGCUUCGGAUGAACACUGCAACUUAAUUUCUAGCUCCUACCUUAUUUCUGUCACAUCCGACUUGAUGCUUGCGUUUUUGCGUAUCGCAUUGGAUCGCGACAAAAUCGCCCGUGGAGCUCUACCCUAAAGCAGGGGUACACAAACUUAGAGUCUACCUUUAACACAGUUAUGGCAUUUGGAUCUACCAUAUGAAGAGUUACACUGCAAUGGAAAAUGUAACUUAACUGCAUUAAGCUAAAUUAACAAACUUUAAAUGUGUAUUUAACUGAACAAUACUCAUUAUUAAGGC